Molecule: messenger RNA, 4331 nt
Organism: Scleropages formosus (Asian bonytongue)
Lineage: Eukaryota; Metazoa; Chordata; Actinopteri; Osteoglossiformes; Osteoglossidae
Gene: adgrf3a
Product: adhesion G protein-coupled receptor F3a
Exons: 18
Coding region: 390-3494 (1034 amino acids)
Biological process (GO): adenylate cyclase-activating G protein-coupled receptor signaling pathway; cell surface receptor signaling pathway
Cellular component (GO): membrane
Molecular function (GO): G protein-coupled receptor activity
Source: RefSeq, a predicted model, not a curated record
GCUAGAACUAUAUUUGUAAGGCAAAUAUGGAUGGAAAGGCGAAAGCAUAGAUACAAAUACUGUGUCAAUUUAAACAGAUGAGCCAGCAUUACACUCCCCAUGCAAAUACGCUGGGCAAGUGCAGCAGAGCGCUUGGCCAUCCUGUAUCUCUGCUCUUUGUGCAAGAGCCCCAGGAAUCAUCACAUCCACACACAACCCCAUAAAGAGCACUUCUCCAGCUUUGCUGUUCCCACAAACUUGUAGGAAACUUCAUUUUGCUGAACUGAAUGUAUGGAUUAUGUUAAACUCUUUUUUGGAGCAACAGGCCUGCAGCAAUCCAAGAAACAUCUGAGAAGGGAGGAAUAACUCGGUUUCACAACCUCCACUUUUGCAUUGAUACGUCACUGGAAAUGGGAUUCAUGAUGAGGAUUUAUACAAUAACGGCUUUUUGUGCCUUGGGAUUACUUUUUAACUUGGAGACAUGUGCAGGGGAGCUCUCAAAUAAAAUGUUUUAUGCCGAGAUCAUGGUGGAGGAAGGUGCUAUCCAGAAUAUUUCCAAUCUGUUCACAACAUUGCAAGCUAUAAAUAUCACUGUGGACAACAGCCUUCUGAUCAUCAGCCAGUUCAGCAUUACAACAGUGUGCGAAAUCCGUGGAAACAAAACCAUCUGUAAAUGUUCUGACGGUUAUAUUUGGAGUGGCGCAGUGUGUGACUCGCAGCCAGAUUGCUGCAAUCAAAUUGAGUGCUCCGUCAAAACAUCACAACCCACACCAAUGUGUUUGCCUAAGACAAGAGUAAUCAUCAGUGGAUCAGCUACCUUUCCUGAUGCCUAUAAUAGUCUAUACAGCAACACAGGUUCCCCAGAGUACAAAGCCUUUACAAGCACAAAAACAGAAGAACUAAAACAAGUGUACAGCACAUUCAGUGGUUUUGACAGUCUGGUUAUUACUGGCAUCAGGCAAGGAAGUGUCAUUGUCGAUUUCCUAAUGACCGUGAAUGCUCCGUUGAACUCUUCUCAACUCGAGAGCAAAACAAACACAUUACAAACGAGUAUGAAUGCUACGUUCCAACUUACAACAACAGGCCUAGUGCAAAUAUAUGCACCCAACGAAACAAUAUGUUAUGAUUCCACUCAGCAAUUAUCCUGCACCAUGAAUGACCCCUCCUUUGACUCCUGUUCUUGGAAAUUAACCGCGGGGAAUAAUGUUUAUGCUCUUGUUAAUGGAACUGAGGUGUUAGUCGAACCCAGCUGCAGUCUUACCCUGCUGAAAACAUCUCAAAUAUGGCAAGGUACCUACAACUGCAGCUUUUCAAAGGGUUUCAUUACCCACACAGCCAGUGCCACUUUGGAUAUAGCGCUCUUGCCAGAGAAUAUUCAGAUACUUAGUGGUCCCCAGUACCCAGACUGCUCUGUGGAUGAGGAAAAAAGCCUACAGGUUAAUGUUACAUGUACCAUAAAAAACAGUACUGAAAAUUACACGAUGUCAUGGAGUUUCGUUGGUACCAGUGGCGGGUUAAAUUCUUCCACAAAUGCAAACGGCUUCAUAUCCAACUCUGUAAUAGUAUCUGUACAGUGUAAGUCUCAAAGUGAUAUUAUUGUAACCUGUCAGUAUAUAAACAGAAAGUCUCAACAAGAAAGCGCCAACCUGACCUUACCUGUCAUCUACAUGGGCACACCAGUUUGUCAAGCCAAUGGUGACUGGCCAAAAGCAAAGGCUAGCACAACAGCACAGCUGGCAUGUAUAGGAGAAAGAGUGGGGAUGAGGACAAGACCAUGUCUGAGCACUGGUUCCUGGGGAAUAGAAACAUCUCCUUGUGUCAAUAGAGACCUUAACAACAUUCUUCAAGAUACAUAUUCACUGCUGAAAGGGCGCGGAUCUCCUGAAAGCAUUGCCUCCGAUAUUUUUGGGCGUUUGAAAAAUUCAACCAACAGCACUGUUUCUAUCAAUACAUAUGCAAAUAUAAAUGCUUCGGUGACAAUUCUGCAGAAUAUGAAUAAUGCUUCUGCUAACGUAACAUUAGGUCAAAUUAUUUUACCUGAUUUGUUGGCGUCAUCGAACAACAUUCUGAGUAUAUCUCUGAAAAAUUCUUGGACGGAAUUAACAAGUGCUCAGUCUAAAAAUUCUAGUUUGUCUGAACAAUACCUGAUGUCCAUGGAGGGCCUCAUAACCAAAACGCACAUAAAUAUAUCUGAAUCUCUCCCUCGCUGCAAGUAUGCAAAUGUAGAGCUCGUGAGCCAAGCUGCUGAAAAGAACAGCAGCAUAAAAGUGUUAAAUGCCUCAAUCAUCCUCCCUGAAGGAAUUGUGAAAGCAGUGGCCUUUAGCACCCUGUCCGAACUUUUACCGACAAAUGAAGACACGACAACCAACAGUAUUAUAUUAUCAGUGACGCUGCAAAACAGUACCUUGAAAAAUGACAUAUCAAUUACAUUCCCGCUAAUCAACAGCCGACCGCGUAAUUACGAAAUAGACUGUGUUUAUUGGGAUUUUACUUCAUCCCAGUUUUCUGGAAAUGGCUGUGACUGGACGUACACUGGUGUGAACACCGAGGCUGUUUGUACGUGCAAUCACUUGACUUCAUUUGCCACGCUAAUGUCAAAGCAUCCUAUUUCACUCAAGUUCCAGGAUGAAAUCACCUACGUUGGUCUUGGGGCCUCGGUCUGCUCUCUGACACUCUGCCUCAUAAUAGAGUUUCUUGUGUGGAACACAGUUGUGAAGUCGAACAUCUCCCAUUUUCGGCACACCGCCCUCGUCAACAUCUCUUUGUGUCUGCUGCUUGCGGACUGCAGCUUCCUGGCUUCCUCUUUUCUGUCAAUAAACCAUAGCAACUGGUGCCCCUAUUUGGUGAUAAUUAAGCACUACUGCUACUUGGCAAUGUUUUUUUGGAUGCUGUGUCUAAGCAUGAUGCUCCUCCACCAGCUCAUGUUUGUGUUUCACCAGCUGAGGAAGAAGGUCUACCUGACCUUUUCCAUUUGUCUCGGCUACAUCUGCCCUCUGUUUAUCGUGAUUCUCACCUUCAUUGCCUAUCAAAAUGGAAAAGAAAACUACUACUACUCCUCGGAAACUUGUUGGUUGGUCUACGAAGGUACUUUGAAAGGCUCGAUCUACGCAUUCAUUUUUCCAGUUCUAAUAAUUGUCGUUAUCAAUUUUUUAUCCAUGAUGGUGGUCAUUACCAAGCUCUUGAGACCGCAAGUGUCGGACGGCAGCAAAGCAGACGAAAAAGAUAUCACCAAGAGCAUCCUGAAAGCGGUGGUGUUUCUCACGCCCAUUUUUGGAGUAACAUGGAUUUUAGGAUUUUUUGUUCUGACUAUUGAUCUCACAGAAGGACCUUUAGCUUUUUUUAUCAAUUAUGCUUUCAUUAUAGUAAAUUCAUUCCAGGGUGUCUUAAUUUUGAUUACUGGGUGUUUUGGAGAGAAAAAGGUUCGAGAUGCCCUGCUAAAAUAUUUCAUCUCAACGCCCCCAAAACCAACUAAAAAUGAAAGCUCAACGAAAGUUGUAUCAAUUAUUAAGAAAUAAUCCUUUCAUUCCCGGAAAUGGUGCACUCAAAAAUGGACACACUUUGUAUAAUUCUCCUGAAUGUAUAUAUUGUCACAUAUUAAUAUGCUAAGAUCUGUUAAAACACAUUCACUGCUUUCUUGCAUAUCAAUACAUUUUCCCUAUGCCUUGUACCUUAUAUAAAUUAUUGUUGUGUAAAUUGUUAUUUUUUUCAGCUUGUAAUUGUUAAAAAUCAUUACAUGUCAAAGAAUGUACUUUACUUGAUAACUGUGUUCACUCUGAAUUUAAGUAAAUGUCUAGAAGAUGCUGUCUUUAUAUUCAGACUAAAAGGUUUGUUCAGAAUUCUGACUGCAUUCCGAUGUUUCUCAUUUAGUCAAAACUAAUCAAGUAAAUGCCAAUUUGUAAAUAUGCUUUGUUUGAUAUGGAAAAAAAACAAAUGAAAAGUCUGAAUUUUGGGGGCACUUUUCUUAUAACUGAUGGCAAGUUGAUACCCUGCUGUAAUCAUCAAAUGUCUAUAUUUUACAAAUAAUUUCAUCAAUAAAAUAAUAACUGACAAUGAAAACCGAGGUUUAUGAGUUUGUGUGCAGUUUUCAUUUUUAUGUUAAUUUUUGCAAAAUACCUUGUGUAUCUGAUGGGCGUGUACAGUGGCUCACACCCUAUGAUUCUGGGAUAGGCUCUGGACCACUGUGACUGUGCACUGGACAAGUUAUUGACAAUAGAAGAGUGGAUGGAUGGACAUACACAUGUGGAGCCCACAUGGAAACUAGGAACAAAAGUCAGAUUUGUGAAAUACUGUCAAACAAUAUAACACACACACACACAGUUUCUGAACCGCUUGUCCCAUAUGGGGUCGCGGGA